Molecule: messenger RNA, 1412 nt
Organism: Aplysia californica (California sea hare)
Lineage: Eukaryota; Metazoa; Mollusca; Gastropoda; Aplysiida; Aplysiidae
Product: serine/arginine repetitive matrix protein 1
Cellular component (GO): transcription factor TFIID complex
Source: RefSeq, a predicted model, not a curated record
GAGAAGGAGAAAAAGAGGGAAGACAAAGUGAAGCAGGAAUCUCGAGAAUCCCGCGAGUCGUCCCCUGCUGUAGGACUCGGUGGCGUGAAGCUUAAAAUCAAAAUCGGCAGUGCAGGGCCGUCGUCGUCCAUGAUGGUGACCGGAGACAACUCUCCCGCCUCACCAGCCCUGAGCUCUGAUUCCAAGAGAGAGUCCAGGGAGUCCAUGUCUCCACCGAGGGCCAUCCCCAAAUUAUAUAUUACCAAGAAGGGACAGAAUACGGAGGAGAAGCCCAAGAAGCCCGGCAAGCAUCCAGGAAGCUCUGGUGGUAGCAAGCACAAGUCCUCUCCCCUAGCGGUGUCCUCAAAGUCGCGAUCCAACACUCCGUCCCCGUCGCCCAAGUCAAGAGACCCCACCCCACCGAGCAAAACUCCGACUCCCCCUGUUCCGCGCAAGACGCCAACCCCACCUCCCCCUCCCCGCCAUUCCGAUUUGGCUACCCACUCUCCCGCUCCGAGCAAAGACAAUCGGCAUCAGGAUCAGAAAAAGAGCAAAACUUCCCUCAAAGAGCGACGGGGCAGAUCACCCGUCAAGAGGGGUCGGAAGGAGAAGAAAAAGGAGAGAGCCGUCUCAUUAUCACCCUUGUCGUCCUCAUCAUUAUCAUCGCCGUCACCGUCGAAAUCCCCCCCUCCACGUCCCCGUCCGUCGCCCCCGAGGCUCAGCCGCAUGUCAUCCUCGUCUGUGGAGAAAUCUCCCGCACCCCCACCGGCUCGGAGCCAAGACACCUCGCCGCGGCCGCCCUCGCGAACCAAACGGUCGCCCUCGCGAACCAAACGGUCGCCCUCUCACUCCCCAGCCCCUGUCCGCCAUUCCCCAACCCCGCCCCCUCCAUCUCGGCGGAAGCCCGCCUCACCCCCAUCCCUCUCUCCCGUGCCACCCAAACAGCAGAAGCAACGCUCGCCCUCCCCCUCGCCUGCCAAACCCCCGACCCCGGGCUCCACGUCUCCUCCUGCUUCGCCCGACAUCAGUCUGCCCGUAUCCCCCACGCACCACCAGUCUCCGAACCCCACCCCCCGCACCCCGACGGGGUCCCCGUCCCGUGACAUCCCCCUCUCCCCGACUCACUCGUCUCUGGCGGCAAGCCCCGCCCCUCACCGGAGUCCCAGCCCGCCUGCUGCCCCUGCCAGCUCGUCUCGCCCUAGCUCAAGGCUUCACAGCACUCCGGAGCCCAAGAACAUCAAAGACAACCCAUCCCCGGCCUCCUCAGGGAAGUCCUCGUCCUCCGUGUCCAAAAGUCGCACCGUGGAAGCAGAGACUGUCUGCGUCUUCUAUGAUGACUCGGGCCAGAAGGUGUGGAUCUGUCCGGCGUGCAAGCUACAGGAUGACGGGAGUGAGAUGAUUGGCUGUGACACAUGUGAUAACUGGUACCACUG